AUGCCCCACCUGUCUCUUUUAAGUCGUGGGGCUGGGCAGGUGGUCCGAAAAACCCAGGAGAAGUUGGAAGUGCAUUUCGAACCAGAGGAUUACUUCAACUGGAAAUCCUCUGAACGCCGCUGCUAUGAUACCAGAGCACUGGAUGACAGUAAAGUCAUGGAGGGAUCUUGGAGCCUGUACCUUCCGAAAACCUACAGCACAAAAACAGGCGCGCUCGUUCUGUAUUCGGAAGAUCUAGCCAAACCGUCUAGGAAGCUGAGAAAGAGCCAGCAAAUAUUUAGAAGCAAAAGCAGGGCCUUACAUGUAGAACUUCACACCCUGCGAGAUCUGGUGCGAGCCAUCUUGGCAUAUGGAGGCAAACAGGCACGGAGGGAUCGGAAGGAGACAGCAGGGCAGCCGUAUCUUCACUUCCUACGUGAUCCAGCUAUCCAGCCCGACAGGCAAAUGAGACCAGGUUAUUCAGCCAAGAGGUACCUCCUCAAACUCCUCAAGGUCGCUCAGACCUGGGAUCCAAACAUUUUACAAAAACUUCAAUGUGCAGGAUACAUCAAGGAUCCUUUCGUGCUUGAGGACAAUGUACAGUACCACAGAAGGAAACAAGAUCUGUCAGCUGUUCCUCCAAAAUAUAACCUCCUGCCUGUUUUCUGUCCGCCUUGCUCAUAUCCAUGGGCUGAGAUGGAGAAGGCAAAUCCAGGCCUUGGUCUUUCAUCCAGCAUGAAAUCUGAGAACGAAGCCAGGUUGGUGGAUGGCUACAAAGGAGAACAACACGCCAGAAGGAAACCUCCGAUUCCUUUCAGGAUUUCUGUAAGAAAGCUCAGUUUUCACUUGAGUCCUCCGGAUACAAAGGGGAGCACCUGGAGACAGAAGGCCUCAUAUGGAGGAACUGCAGAGAACCCCAAUGUGGGAGUUGACCAAAACCUGGAGGCAGCCAAGGAGGGUCAAGACCAAACUGAAUCGGCAAACCAGUCUACAGAUUGCCCAGUUUUGGAGAAGAUCCGUAGUGAUACUUUGGAUCUUUGGCGUGAGAAACCCCACGUGACUUUCUAUGGAGGUUUUUUCCCUGGAAGAAAGAUCUCAGAUAGUGUCAACCAAAGGAAACUGAAGAACUCGAAUGGCAGAGAAGGGGGCCCUUCCCAUUUCUUGCCCCUUAUCCAGACUGGCACAAGCUCCAACCAGAAUGAAGCCAGGAAUACACAGAGGAAACAGAUGCCAGAGAUUUUUAGGUUACCUGUGAUAUCCGAAGACCAACUCAGUGCUCACAGGGGAAAACUUAAAUCCAGAGAGCUCCCAAAAGAACUUGCGAUCUUUCCUUUGCUGGUUCGGUUGGAAAGGGAGCCCCACACCAAAAGGAAAAACACUAGAGCUGGUUUUGACAGAUCCGGUUCUGAGGCUUAUGUCUGCGAUAAGCUGUUGGCUCUUUCGUCAGAUGAUCACGUCCCUGAGCCAGGACACAGAAACAAGCAGCGCCUGGUGGUCAGCAGUGAGAUCCCACAGAAUCCUCAGUGUAGUUUUUCCUUACCUCCAAUAAGUAACGGAGAGUUUACCCUCAGUAGGACGAAGACAAGAAAGAGAGACAGUGGAGCUGAAACGAACAGUCCACAUCAAAGAGGUUAUAUCCAAGAUGGCGUCCCAAUGUUGGGUCCCCUGUCAGCAAUCACCAGAAAGAAGGAUCCAGGAGAUCAGGAUAAAAGGGCUGUCUUUGAAACCUCCACCAUCACCAGUGCUGGCAUAAAUGGUGUUUGUAAGGAUCUACCUGUUGGAAUUACUAACACUGUUAUGCAAGAAAAACUGGGAGAAUGUCAUACUGGCACUUCACUCAGCAGUCUCCCUGUGGGUCGUGAUGGAGAAAAUGUUUGUCCAUCGCCCUUGGGAUCCGUUCAAGCUACUAGAGAUCCUGAAUAUCUUGAAUUUGUUCCGGUGGAAGAAGUGGAUGGCACAGGAUCCCUUGAAGCAAAAAUUGGUGUUUCCAGAAACCUGUCGGAGAUCUCCUUUUCUGCUCCAGAACUGGAUGAGAAGGUAAAUCCCCAAACACAAGAAGUUGGAAGAGUACCAGAAACUGAGAGCUGCCCACCAAAUGAACAAAGCACCAUGGGAAAUGGGAGCACUGGUGCUGAAUCCAGAAAAGAGAUUCAGCAAAUUCAAGAUGGCUUCCAUGGAAACAACCUCCUGCUGCAGAGGAAACAGAAAAAGGGGCACUCUGGAUUGCCAAAAACACAAGUCCCAAAGCAGAAGGAAGGUACACAGGUGCCAAGCAAGCAGUUGCAGGGAAGGAGUUCCAGAGGCAAGGCCCGGCUGAACUCCACGCCACUGGCAAGAAGUUCCAGAGAUAUAGGGAAAGAGGUGGAGAACUUACCUCAGUCAGAUAGCUUCUCACGUUUGGAGCCGAGUCUAAGCCAGUGGAUGAUUCCUGAAUCAGAGAUGGACCUUGACUCAGCCGUCUGGGAGUUUCCUGGCCUCGAAAUGGAGCUGAGCAUCGGAAUGGGCAUACAUUCUUCUGAAUAUCAAGCGGAGGCAGGAGAGAACAACAACACAACUUUGCCAGAGAAACCCAGCUUACAAACUGGCCGUAGCUCCGCUGACGAUGGUUUAGCAAACAAACUGAUAACCAGGCAGAAGAAACCUGAAUUGAAGAAAGAUGGGCCGGGGUCUAAAGCACAGAAAAAGAGCCCUAAGAAUGAUAAACGUCAUAGCCGGGCAGAGUUUGUUGUAGGAAAACCAAAACAGAAAAAGGCCGUUGGAAAAACAGCUUCUUUCUCCAAGGAGAAGGCAGAUAUUAAAAAUUCAGAGGCACUUGAAGAAACCGACGAACAGGAAGAGGAGGAGCAGAAGGAAGCAGAGGCUGAAGCAAAGCAGAUUGUUUCUGGUGCUGAAGAGGACGCCUUGGGAGAGGCAUUGGACAAAAGUACUUCUCCUGCUCUCAGUCUUACGGAAGAGGGCCCCUUGCCUCCCGAUGACGGACAGCCUUUUCCUACAGAUGUUGAGCAUCCUUCUGGGUUUCAUACAGACAAGGCUCGUGAGACCCCCACUGCAAACUCCCCAAUAGUUUACACUGCAGUUGGUUCCCAGACCAUUGUAGUGCCAAACGGUGAGCUGCCUGAGGUUCUCCCUGUGACCGAGAGAGAGAAGUUAUCACGGGAGAGGAUAAUAGCGGAGAGGGCGGAGAAGCGACGGCUGGCAGUAGAGAGGAAGCGAAGAGAACAGGAGGAGCAGAAAUGGAAACAGCAGGAGGAGCAGGAGCGGAUGGAGCGGAUGAAGGAAGAAAUGGAGGAGGAACGAUGGCGAAGAAUUGAGGAGAUACGUUUAAGAAAGCAACAGCUCCAAGAAGAGCACCAGCGCCAGGAGGAAGAAGUAGCCAGGAAGCUCCAAGCGGAAAAGGCAGCCCAGGAACGCUUCCGACAGCAGCAGGAGGAACUCCGCAGGAAGCUUCUAGAAGCUCAGAAGAAGAAGGAGGAAGAGGACCGGAACCGUGCAGAAGUCGAGAAACGGCAGCAGAAAGAAAGGGAAAUGUGGCUAGAAGAGGAACGCCGACGCGUAGCUGAGAUGGCCGAAGAACAACGGGUGGAAUACGAGAAACGGAAACGAGAGGAAGAAGAGAGAGCAAGGCACGAGGCAGAGGAGAGAAGGAAGAAAGCGGAAGAAGCGGCUAGACUUUCCUUGGAGGAAGCAAGGAAACAAGCGUUGUUACUGGCGAGGCAAAGGGCAGAGCAAGAACAGAAACAGCAGUUCCAACACACACUUUUUGUGGAAGCCAGCGGACUUGAACGACGGCAGGAUAUUUCACGCCCCUGGGUUUAUUCCUACUUCCAGCAUCCUUUUCUAAAAGUGGGAGAUGAAGAAUGAAGAAUUCUGCACAAAGGACUUUUUUAUUUAGUGAUUUCAGCAGAGCGUGGUCAUCUCAUCCAA
Molecule: messenger RNA, 3903 nt
Organism: Euleptes europaea (tarantolino)
Lineage: Eukaryota; Metazoa; Chordata; Lepidosauria; Squamata; Sphaerodactylidae
Product: KIAA2012 ortholog
Exons: 23
Coding region: 1-3840 (1279 amino acids)
Source: RefSeq, a predicted model, not a curated record